This is a messenger RNA of Cicer arietinum (chickpea), 1258 nucleotides long. Its product is annotated as probable CCR4-associated factor 1 homolog 7. NCBI's taxonomy places the organism in Eukaryota, Viridiplantae, Streptophyta, Magnoliopsida, Fabales, Fabaceae. Gene Ontology annotation, cellular component: CCR4-NOT complex. The record is from RefSeq and is a predicted model, not a curated record. Gene Ontology annotation, molecular function: poly(A)-specific ribonuclease activity; nucleic acid binding.
GUUUACCCACUUCUUCAUUAUCCCUACAACCAAUAAAAAAAAAUUAAAAAGAAAAAAGAAAAAAGAAAACCCUAGAAAGGGAGAGAUUUCAUAUCCAAAAAAUCUCUUCCUUCUAUCUCCCUCAUUCUCUCUGUUCUCUCUUAACAUUUUCCAAUCCUUCACUCAGUCCAAUUUCCAAUUCCAAUUUUCAAGAUCGGGUGGAAUUUGUUGUUGUUGUUGUUAUUUUAUGGUAAAAAAAUUGUGAUGCCGCUAAUUUUGCCAAAAAGCGAUUUGAUUCAGAUUCGUGAAGUGUGGAACGAUAAUCUCGAAGAAGAGUUUGCUUUGAUUCGAGAAAUCGUAGAUGAUUAUCCUUAUAUAGCUAUGGACACGGAAUUCCCCGGAAUUGUUCUUCGACCGGUUGGGAAUUUCAAGAGCAGCUAUGAUUAUCAUUACCAAACCCUAAAAGACAAUGUGGAUAUGCUGAAACUCAUUCAAUUGGGUCUCACUUUUUCCGAUGAGCAUGGUAACCUUCCAAAAAUUGGCGACGAUGAUGAUAGGUUUUGUAUUUGGCAGUUCAAUUUUAGAGAAUUCAAUGUCAAUGAGGAUGUUUUUGCAAAUGACUCUAUUGAGCUUUUGAGACAGAGUGGGAUUGAUUUCAAGAAGAAUAACGAGGAGGGUAUUGAUGCCCGACGUUUCGGUGAGCUUUUGAUGUCUUCUGGGAUUGUUUUGAAUGAUAAUGUUCAUUGGGUAACUUUUCAUAGUGGAUAUGAUUUUGGAUAUUUGUUAAAGCUUUUAACUUGUCAGAAUUUGCCUGAUACACAAGUUGGGUUCUUUAAUUUGAUCAACAUGUAUUUUCCAACUGUGUAUGAUAUCAAACAUCUAAUGAAGUUUUGUAAUAGUCUUCAUGGAGGGUUGAACAAGCUUGCCGAGUUGUUGGAAGUGGAGAGAGUUGGGAUUUGUCAUCAGGCGGGUUCAGAUAGUUUGCUCACAUCGUGUACAUUCAGGAAAUUGAAAGAGAACUUUUUUAGUGGAUCUAUGGAGAAAUAUGCCGGGGUGUUGUAUGGUUUAGGUGUUGAGAAUGGACAGAGUGCACAUUGAGUUGAGGAAAAAAAGAAAAAAAAAAAAGAAAAAAGUGAAGUUAGAAAAAUAAAAUCGCAAAAAAAAAAAAAAGUCGUAGAUCUCUAUCUAUUUGAGUUGUUGUAUAUCUGGUGAAAUACCAACUUCUAUGUAAAAUCUUCGAUAUUUAAGUGUUAUAACUUUUGAAUACCUUUUGUUGUUA